Molecule: messenger RNA, 2055 nt
Organism: Cannabis sativa
Lineage: Eukaryota; Viridiplantae; Streptophyta; Magnoliopsida; Rosales; Cannabaceae
Product: rop guanine nucleotide exchange factor 1
Exons: 5
Coding region: 194-1858 (554 amino acids)
Molecular function (GO): guanyl-nucleotide exchange factor activity
Source: RefSeq, a predicted model, not a curated record
AAAAACAGAGACUAUUUGGGUCACACUUUAAGUGCUUUUUGGUCACUAAAGACUAUCUCUUUAGUCUUCUCAGUCAGUCAUGACCCAAAUCUCCAGUAUGGAUCGGAACUUUAACGUAAUCUCUAUCGAGAAGAGAAUCAACGGUCGUGUUAUGUGAGCAUAAGAGCUUAUAUGAUCGGAAUAAAUUAAAUUAAUGGAGGGCUACACGUCGGACGAUGAGUUCGAGAGCAACAGCCUAAGCACGGAGGAGGUGAGUGAGUGCGAGAGCUCCAGCAGUGGCUUCUCUCGUCCACACUACAAUCAUGAUGAAGCUGGUACUUCUAAUUCUCCUCUUCCGGACAGUCCUGUUCUUCCGACGCCGAACAUUGUCAUUCCGGAUAAGAUGACUUCUAUAUCAGAUACUAACAAUUCUGAAGUAGAAUUGAUGAAGGAGCGAUUUGCUAAACUUCUUUUAGGGGAAGAUAUGUCUGGUGGAGGCAAAGGAGUUUGUACAGCACUGGCUAUCUCAAAUGCCAUUUCCAAUCUUUCUGUUUCUGUGUUUGGUGAACUGUGGAAACUAGAGCCAUUGACUCCUCAAAAAAAGUAUAUAUGGCACCGAGAAAUGGACUGGCUUUUAUGUGUGAGUGACUCCAUUGUUGAGCUUACACCAUCCAUACAAGAAUACCCUGGUAGUGGGGCAUUUGAGGUUAUGGUCAGUAGACCACGUUCAGAUCUCUAUGUCAACCUACCAGCGCUGAAGAAACUCGAUACCAUGCUGCUUAGCAUCCUUGAUGGAUUCCAUAACUCUGAAUUUUACUAUGUUGAUCCUGGGAUCGUUGCUAGUGAUGACACUGCAAGGAUUCCUCUGUCUUCGUCUUCGUCUGGAAGGGCAGGGUCGACAAGUGAUAGUGGCAGACAAAAGGAGAAAUGGUGGGUACCAUUUCCUAAGGUUAGGCCAAAUGGGUUGUCUGAUGAUGCCAGGAGGAGGCUGCAACAAUGUAGAGAAUGUUGCAAUCAGAUCCUUAAGGCUGCCUUGGCAAUCAACGCAAAUGUGCUUGCUCAGAUGGAAGUUCCUAAGGUUUACUUACAAAGCUUACCAAAGAGUGGAAAAGCUUGCUUAGGGGAGAUAAUAUACCGUUACAUGACUGCUGACAAGUUCUCCCCAGAGUGUCUUCUGGAUUACUUAGACCUCUCAUCAGAGUACACCACACUGGAAAUAGCUAACAGGAUAGAGGCAUCCAUACACAUUUGGAAGCAGAAGCAUAUGAAAAGGAGUAUAAAUAUAAUGGUGACCAAGCCCUGUAAAUCAUCCUGGGGUGGCAUGGUCAAAGGCUUUUCCAGUGAUACAGAAAGAAGUAAGCUUCUAGCACACCGCGCUGAGACCCUUUUACAUAAUUUAAAGAUGAGGUUCCCUGCCCUCCCUCAAACUAUCUUGGACCUCACUAAGAUUCAGAAUAACAAGGAUGUGGGUCAUUCAAUUCUGGAAAGCUAUUCAAGGGUGUUGGAAAGCUUAGCCUUCAACAUAAUGGCAAGGGUUGAUGAUCUUCUAUACAUAGAUGAUGCCACUAAACGACGUGCAACUAUAGACUCAAUGUGUUUGUAUGACCCUGGAGCUGGAAGGUUUGGUGUUACUAAUAGUAAUAAUAAUGUUGUUGGUGCCCUACCUUUUCCUAGACAGAAGCAGGCAUUAACCAGUUCCAGCUCUUUUGCCUCAUCACGACCAAAACACCCACCAACACCAAUACCAGCGUUCCAUUCUCGUACUCAGAUGGGUGUAAACCCAGUUAGAAGGAUCAAUAGUCUUUCAAUAGAUAGGAUUAAUUCGACUAGUGAUACAGAGGAUGAGAAGUUUGAUAAGCAUUAUGCUCACAUAAAAUAGCUGUUAUUCUGAUUUGUAAUCACGUUUUUAUAUACAAACACACUUUUUCUUUGUUUGCCUCAAUAGCUACCUAGAAGGGUUAUGUAAAUAGCAAUAUGAGGUAGGCACCCGUGCCACUUCUUUUGCUAUAUAUAACUAAACUAUUGGGGAUCGGGCCUCACUUUGAAAGACAACCUACUCAGUAGUUUUUGUUCGAA